Larimichthys crocea (large yellow croaker) is the source of this 3099-nucleotide messenger RNA. It is a transcript of the gene txndc16, whose product is annotated as thioredoxin domain containing 16. Lineage: Eukaryota; Metazoa; Chordata; Actinopteri; Sciaenidae. The transcript has 20 exons. The coding region runs from base 518 to 3043 and encodes 841 amino acids. The record is from RefSeq and is a predicted model, not a curated record.
GGCACCUUCAUGUUUAGCGCACUAAGCUGUAAGAAUGACUCAAAAACUAAGCAGCAAAUUUGUCGAGUACGUUUUUUAUUUUAAAAGGAUGACCGGAAGUGUAGUAGCUUGACACUAUUUCAAAAAGACGGGGCUUUUUUUGAGAUGCAUUUUUACAUUUUACUGUACAGCUGGACAAAAAAACACAGUACAAACUUGCUUUGCCUGUAGUUUAAUAUAACAUAAUAUCCUACAGAUAUAUACCGACAUGUAUCUCCUACAUUUACAGUUGUGAGCACAGCCGAGCAUCCUUCAGUGGGCAGCUAAUGAAGGAGCUAACCUUAAGUUUCGUAACUAAAGCGACAUUUUUCGGACUCUUCUUCUCGAGUUUACACUCGUGGGACAAUACAUUAGCGACAUAAUGUAUUUAUCCGCCUUCACCACGGUUUUAACUGUGGUUUGUGACGUUUGUGCCACUUGGAAAGACAAAAGCUGAACUUUAACCUCGCCGAGACUUACUCAGAGAGCACAGCGGGGCAUGUCCUCCAUGAUGUGGACGUGCUUCGCUGUUUUCCUGCUGUGGAUGAGGUCUGGAGGAUGCACAGAGAAGGCCAACACGUCAGACCUGAUUGAAUACACAGCUGCAGACUUCAUUGACAAGCUGCAGUCUGGGAAGACCAUGUUCGUCUAUUUCCAGCAUCAGGUCACUCCAACCAUCUCUCUCUUCUUGGCGGAGUUGGAAAUGUCUGCGGACGCUCUGCAGGAUUAUGGGGUUAUGGUUGGCAAGGUCAACUGCAAUAAAGAGCAGGUUCAGCCGUACUGCACAGGAGAACGGGCGCUGCACACAGCUUUUCUGUUCAGGGCUGGUAAAGAGUUCUCUGGUUUUGAUCUGGACACCGUGUUUGAUGUCAACUCUAUCGUCGCUGAAGUCCUGUUUGCCAUUCUGCGCGAAGAGAUCAGGUACGUCCACACAGACGCCGACCUCCUGGCCAUGGAGAAGGCAGCCAGGGGGAAGAAGGACAUUGUGUUGGGUUACGUCCGCAGUCUGGGAACACAAGAGCACAGAUCGAUGAUGGCGACGGCUUACGUGUACGGAUCCAAAUACCAAUUCAUCCUCAUAACUGGAGGCCCAGUUUUGGAGCACUUAGGUGUCGAUGAGCGGUCCGUCUCGUCUCAAGUGUGGUUCCUCCACUGUAGAGUCCGAAGUGUGUUCACGACCCAGACCAGCUCUGAGCGCUGCCAUCUGACUCGUAUGAGGAAACCCCUGACCACCCUCAACCUGCACUCCUUCCUGCAGCUCAUGGAGGCUCCACUUGUGUCUGAAGUAUAUGACGACCCCUCCUCAGUCCAGGCCCCCCACUUCCCCUACCAGCAGACCCCUCAGGUCUUCCUGUUCUCUCGCCCCGCAACUGAGCACCUGGACCGGGACACUGCCACCACUCUGGCCUGGAGGCUUCGCGGCCUCGCCCUGCUGAUGCUCGUACACAGACAGAGUCCUGCAGUGAAAACGCCUGAUGAAUAUAAUGUGGCGUACAGGCUGCCUGAGAAGAGCUUAGAGUUGAAGUAUUUGACCUUGCACGACCUUGAUGAGGUGUUGGAACUCUUCACAUAUCAAGAGAAAGAGGAGGAGGAGGAGAAGUAUGAUGCGUACGAUGAGGAGAAUGAUGCCAUAUUUGAAUUGCUGGACGAUGAAAUUGCGCUGUCCGUCUAUGAAAACAGAGGCAACAUGCUGGACAUGGACUUAAUUACCCAACUAACCUCUGAGAACUUCCACGCCGCAGUAGCUCAAAGCAGCCUGACAGUGGUGCUCUUCUACCUCAAAUGGGAUGCUGUUUCAGAGGCCGUCCUCGGUUCCUUCAUCGAAGUUGCAGAGAAACUUGCAGAUGAACAGGAGAGCAAAGCAGAUGUUGAUUCCACGGUCCAGAUGUGCGCCGUCAACUGCGUGGAGUGGACUGACCUCUGUGCCGCUCAGUCAGGCGGCUCCCUCCCGAUCCCAUUCCAGCCAAUCACGGCCUUCCCCAGCGUCUUGCUGCUCCGCCCUCAGGAGUCGGCCCAACACUACAAAGGAAUGCUGGGUACUCAGGCGCUGCAUCGCUUCAUCCUGAUGAGCCGCCCAGCUUCUCCUGCGCUGCUGUCCACCCAAGAGGAAGUGACAUCAUUCCUUCAGGAAGUGCCUCUCCCAGGCUAUAAGCCUGACAGAGUACUGGGAGUGUUUGAGACACAAACACACACAGGUGUGUCACCGUUUACUGAAGCGGCAAAGUCACUGAGAGGAGAGGUGCUGACUGGACUGCUGACAGACGGGCUGGCAGAGAAAUGGGCGGCAGAGCACACUGUGGAUCUUCCCGCCGUGUUUGUGUUUCCAUCUUGGAGGACUCAUCCGGCCACGCUGUCUGUGUCCACCUCUGCUGAAGGCCUGCUCACGCAAAUCAACGCCGCGCUGCUGCACCCACUGCCUGAGCUGACGGUGGAGAACCUGCCGUCCUUCCUCUCCCUGGGUAAAGCCCUCCUGAUCCUCUUUGUGGGCGAAGAGGAGGAUGAGAUCGGGCAAAGGCAGAACCAGGCUCUGGUGGAGGAGAUGAGAGGAUUGGUAGAGUCUGGAGGGUGGAGGAUGGAGCCAUACCUGGCCUGCUGGAUCCACCUUGGUCGCACUCCAGCUGGUAUGUCUGUCCUGGGGUUAUACCUGAACUCGAUGCCUCCACUCCCUGCUCUGGUCCUCACCCAUUUGCCCUCUGGGGAUGAAAUCUACCAAUAUCCCCAAAACACCCCCAUAGUGGCCUCCUCUGUGCUCCAGUGGCUGCAGAGGAUCGAGGACAGCACUGAGACACCAGCAGGGACGUUGGGUGAGAACAGCUGGCCUCCUGCUGUCGAUUUUUAUGACUUCCUGAAAAUCAUGGACACGCAGGAAGCCGACUCGCACACCCCUGAAGAGGAAGAGGAAGAGGAAGAGGUGGACGAGGAAGAGGCAAACGUGGAAGAAGAUCUGGUUGUAGAAGAAGAGACAGAUUCCACCUCCAGCUCUCCAGCUCCUGACAAUAACCCUAACACUCACUCUGAACUAUAACAGACCAAGAUGGGAGGGAAAUGACACUAAAUCGCUCAUUAAAUAUGUUUUUCUAU